Pseudonaja textilis is the source of this 1042-nucleotide messenger RNA. The record is from RefSeq and is a predicted model, not a curated record. Lineage: Eukaryota; Metazoa; Chordata; Lepidosauria; Squamata; Elapidae.
AGGCAUGCUGGAAGACGGGAAGAAAUUCGACUCGUCCCGAGACCGGGGCAAACCCUUCAAGUUCGUGAUGGGCAAACAAGAGGUCAUCCGCGGCUGGGAAGAAGGCGUCGCCCAGAUGAGCGUUGGUCAGAGAGCCAAGAUGAUAAUCUCGCCAGAUUACGCUUACGGGGCGACCGGUCACCCUGGCAUCAUCCCAGCAAACGCCACCCUAAUUUUUGACGUGGAGCUUCUAAAGUUGGAAUGAGCGAGAGGCCUCCGUCCUCCCAUUUCCCUGCUCUGGGGCUCGGCACACGGAGAACCCCAGACGCCCUUUGCUUCGAGAUGAAUGCACACUAAUCUGUAUGGAGCUUUCCCGGCUACCCGCCACUCUCUUGGUGUCGCCCUCCGCCCCCCUCCGGCCCCCCCCCAAUUUUGAAUGUUUCUGAGCCGCUCGGUUCCGCUUCCUCCGUUGACGUUUUGUUUUGGUAUUUUUUUGGGGUGGGGGGAACACGGCCCCUUUAAGAUGAGCGGAUUUCGACUCCCAGAGGAAUUCUGGGAGUCGAAGUCCUCCCGUCUUAAAGGGGGGCCGUGUUUGUGGGGCUUUCUUCCCCCCCCGGCUCUCUGCUAUAAACCUCAGCAAUUAUUAUUAUUAUUUUUUGUGGGGGGGGGUUGAAAAGGGGGGGCACAACCAUGUCCUUUUAUUAUUGGAGGGGUUUUUUGGGGGGGGGGUGGGGGAGUGUAGGCUCGCGUUGUACACAGCUGAGGCGGUCUAGUUGGUUUCCCUUCGAUAGAAAUAUAUAUAUAUAUAUCUUUUUUAUUUUUAUUUUGCAAGGAUCGUUUUUAAAAACGCCUUUGCCCGGCUGUCGCAGGGGCUUGAGAGAGGCGGGAACAUCCCCCUCCCCACCGGGCCUAGUAGACCCCCCCCCCGAGAGUUGAGAGGGUCCUCUCCUCACCCCCCCCAUCCCCUCCCCACCACCCCGCGAACCCCCUACUCCCAAAAUAGUUUCCCUUUGAGGAGAAAGACGGUUUUCUCUCCGUGGGCUUUUAAACGCCAUUUUGUUUU